Molecule: messenger RNA, 1563 nt
Organism: Panicum virgatum (switchgrass)
Lineage: Eukaryota; Viridiplantae; Streptophyta; Magnoliopsida; Poales; Poaceae
Product: monooxygenase 1-like
Exons: 6
Coding region: 99-1328 (409 amino acids)
Molecular function (GO): FAD binding
Source: RefSeq, a predicted model, not a curated record
AGAGCACAAGCACAUUCCUUCUUCUAUAAGUACUACAGGCGGAUGCCCAGUUGCCCACUCAAAGGAGAGCAAGCAAAUUAGCAAAGGAACGAAGAGACAUGGCUGAGGCGGAGGCUCAUGGCAUCGUCAUCGUCGGCGGCGGCAUCUGCGGCCUCGCCACCGCUCUCGCUCUCCACCGGAAAGGGAUCGCUAGCCUUGUGCUGGAGAAGUCCGAGGUCCUGCGAGCAGAGGGCGCCGGCAUCGGCGUCCAGGCCAACGGCUGGCGAGCUCUCGAGCAGCUCGGCGUUGCCGGGGAGCUCCGGAAGACCGCCGGCCUCAUCACCUCGUAUCAUGACGUGUGGAUGCAGGGCGACAAGACCACCCGGGACCGGUAUCCAGUCAGGACGGAGCUCCGGUGCUUAAACAGAAAGGACCUGAUCGAGGCGCUGGCCAAGGACCUCCCUGCCGGGGCUAUCCGAUUCGGCUGCCGCAUCGCCGCCGUCCACGAGGAUCCCGGCGGCCAUGGCGCCGUCCUUACAAUGGCCGACGGCACCACCAUCAAUGCCAAGGUCCUGAUCGGGUGCGACGGCGGCACGAACUCGGUGGUGGCCAGCUACCUCGGCCUGCCGCCGGUGAGGACGAUCCCUCGCCCGGUGCUGCGCGGCUUCACGAGCUACCCGCACGGCCACCCCUUCGAGAACGAGUUCCUCCGCCUGAGGGUCGGGGAUUUCUUCGUCGGCCGGCUGACGAUCACCGACAACCUGGUCCAUUUCUUCGUCACCAUGCCCGCACCUUCCGCAGGGCUCGCCGGCGCGGACUUGAGGGACGUGAGGGAUCGCGUGCAAAAGGAGCUGGAGGAUCGCCGGUGCCCGGCGGAGAUCACGGAGGUGGUCCGGGGGUCGGACCCGGAGUCCCUCAACCUGGUGACCAAGUUCUGGUACCGGCCGCCGUGGGAGGUGGCGCUCGGCGGCUUCCGGAAGGGCGCCGUGACGGUCGCCGGCGACGCGAUGCACGCCAUGGGCCCGUUCAUCGGCCAGGGCGGCUCGGCGGGGCUGGAGGACGCCGUCGUGCUCGCCCGGUCGCUGGCGCGGGCCCGGGCCGGCGCCGCCGGCGGCGGCGCGGGGGAGGUGGACGACGGGGAGGCAGCCGUCGUCGCCGGCGGGGCGAUCGCGGCGUACAUCAGGGAGAGGAGGCUGCGGCUGGCGCUGCUGUCCCUCGAGUCGUACGUCAUGGGGGUCUUGCUGGUGCGCUCGCCGUCGCCGGCCGUGAAGCUCGCCUGCGUGGCCGUGCUGCUCCUCUUGGGCAGCAAGUCGCUCAGGCAUGCCAACUUUGACUGCGGUCGCCUCUAGGCUAGCUAGGCUCUAGCAUUUCCUUGUGGAUCGUGGGGCCUAGUCGGAUGAGGUGUCAUGUGAAUAAUACUAGGAUUUAUGUUUGCUUCCGAAUCAUGCUAGAAGUGGAUUCCAAUAAAGAUCAGAUUCAGAUCUUGAGUUUAAUUUCCUCACUCUAGAUGGUUUAAUCGCACGCAACUCUAUAAAUACACGCACGCAAUCUAUGACUUACCUUGGUUUUGUUUUUUCCUCCUUA